Molecule: messenger RNA, 1765 nt
Organism: Salvia hispanica
Lineage: Eukaryota; Viridiplantae; Streptophyta; Magnoliopsida; Lamiales; Lamiaceae
Product: lysM domain receptor-like kinase 3
Biological process (GO): protein phosphorylation
Molecular function (GO): ATP binding; protein kinase activity
Source: RefSeq, a predicted model, not a curated record
UUAAUAAUCCAAACAUCCCAAUUUCCCAUUUUCCCCUUUUGUAUAUUCUUGUGAUCGACUACCAGCGUCAAUUCAAAUGUUUCCAAAAACAAUCUCUCGUUUGAAUCAAUUGCGGCUGAAUUCUUCAAAUAGUCGAAUAUCAGAAGCCCUAUGAUUCCGUCAAUCAGCGAUUUCUGCCUCAAUUUCUGUAGAAUUGCAGAAUUUUCGUGUUAUGUGCAGAACGAAAAUGGCGAUAAGAGCUUCAGACCCGGCCCGAAGCCCUAAAUUAGGCUCCAAAACGCCGAGAAGAGGUAAUUCCAGAUCGGAGGCGGAAAAUCCCUCUCCUUCUUCAUCUACUUUAUCGUCGUCGUCGUCGAGAGCGCCGCAAACAAAUCUCUCCAAUCCAUUCCGCGGCGGCGGCUACUCAUCGUCUUCCUCCGCCACUGCCGCCGGCGCUAGCUCCUCCUACCUCCUCGACAGCUCCGUCGCCACCGCCUCCCUAUCCAGCCGCACCUCUCUCUCCAGCCUCCGCGACAAUCUGCCGGAAAAAACUCAGGUCUACGAUUUCUCCGAGAUCCGCGCAGCCACCAACAAUUUCCUGGCGAAGAGGCACUCCUCGACCUCCUCCUCGUCGCAGUCGUGGCGCUGCGUCCUCAGCGGCAAGGACGUCGUCGUCUUCCAGCGCAAGCUCCGCAAAUCGACGACGAGCGCCGCCGCGAUGCAGAAACUAUCGGUGAUCAGCAGGGGGCAUUUCACCAGCAUCGUGAAACUCGUCGGGAUUUCAAUUUCCGGAGAGCACAUUUACCUCGUGUACGAGUACGUGCACGGAUCUGACCUAGGGCUGUGCCUCCGCAGCAAAAUCGACCCCAAUUUCACGGUGCUGUCGACGUGGAUGUCACGGAUCCAGAUCGCGACGGACGUGGCGUACGGCCUCGAUUACAUCCACAACACCGCCGGACUGAGCGUCGACAUGGUGCACAAGCACGUCAAGAGCAGCGGCAUUAUCGUGACGGAGCCGUCGCUCAACGCGAAGAUCUGCCACUUCGGCGCGGCGGAGCUCUGCGGCGAGGUGGGGGAGGAGGGGCGCCAGGCCGCCGCCGCCGGGGAGAGGCAGUUCGAGGGGGUGAGGGGCUACAUGUCGCCGGAAUUCAAGGCGACGGGGGUGGCGACGCAGAAGUCCGACGUCUACGCCUUCGGAGUCGUGAUCCUGGAGCUGAUGACGGGGCAGGAGCCGCUCAAGUACGUGCUCGACCGGAGCAGCGGGAGCCACCGGCUGAAUUCGGUGAUCGAGACGGCGAGGGCGGCGGUGGAGGGCGGCGGCGAGGAGGCGGUGGAGGGAAGGUUGAGGAGGUGGAUGGAUAAGAGGCUCAAGGACUCGUUUCCGAUCCAAGUAGCGGAGAAACUAACACGUGUCGCGUUGCAAUGCGUGCACGACGACCCGGAAAACCGACCCGAAAUGAAAUGGGUCUCGGGUAAGAUUUCAAAGCUUUAUUUGGAGUCUCGGGUUUGGUCCGACCGGGUUCGGGUUCCUACCGAAAUUUCCGUCUCCUUCGCGCCUAGGUAGCUUUUUUUUCCUCCUCCAACUAAUUUUCACCCAUAACUUUAAUUUCCUAUUAUUAUUAUGAAAUACACUUUAUUAUUGGAGGUAUGUAAGUGGGAAUUAAAAAAAAGUGGGAUAGAGGUAUCAAAUAGAUUUUCUUAGAUAGGUUAUUCAUAGUUGAGAUUUUAUUCUUGCAUACUAGUGUAUUAUAUUAUUCUUGAAAUAUGAUUCAUGAAUUUAAUUUUC